Molecule: messenger RNA, 1203 nt
Organism: Fusarium coffeatum
Lineage: Eukaryota; Fungi; Ascomycota; Sordariomycetes; Hypocreales; Nectriaceae
Exons: 2
Coding region: 1-1203 (400 amino acids)
Biological process (GO): regulation of protein phosphorylation
Cellular component (GO): nucleus; cAMP-dependent protein kinase complex
Molecular function (GO): cAMP-dependent protein kinase regulator activity
Source: RefSeq, a predicted model, not a curated record
AUGUCCGGCCCAUUCUCCAGCCCCUUUGGGGAGAACAGUAACCCCUUCGGGACAGAUAGGGGCAAGAGGACAAACAAUGCAAUUCAUCGUGUUGCUGAGGAGGAGGAUGAGAACGACACCAUCACAUCUCCUACGAACGCUCGAUUUGGAGCAUCACCGAAUUCUGCCUCUAUGUUUUCCGGCCCCUUUGGUGGAGGCUUUGGCGGUGACUCUUCAACCGAAGCACCUCCCUCUUCAUCGCGAAAUAUUCCAAACCCCGAUAGCUAUCCGGCACAGUACAACUUCGGUCGCCGAACUUCCGUAUCUGCCGAAUCUUUGAAACCAAGUGCAGAUUCUUAUGAUAACUGGUCACCCCCUUUUCAUGAGAAGACUCCAGACCAGAUCGAGCGUCUCAAGCGUGCCAUUGAAGGCAAUUUCCUUUUCAGCCACCUGGAGGAUGAGCAGAGCGCUCAGAUACUAGGGGCCCUUGUUGAGAAACCGAUACCGGCCAAGGGUAUUAAGGUGAUCAGCCAGGGAGAUGCUGGUGACUACUUCUAUGUGGUUGAAAAGGGAUCUUUCGACGUUUAUGUCAACCCUAGCGGCUCAUUGCAGCCAGGCCCUGACGGUAUGGGCAAUCAAGUCGGUAACAUCCAGGCUGGUGGCUCAUUCGGAGAAUUGGCAUUGAUGUACAAUGCCCCUCGAGCUGCAACUGUAGUUUCCGCUGAGCCUGGAUGUACCGUAUGGGCACUCGAUCGCGUUACUUUCCGUCGCAUUCUGAUGGAGUCGACAUUUGCUCGGAGACGUAUGUACGAGAGUUUCCUUGAAGAAGUGCCCCUUCUUUCAAGCCUGAACCCGUACGAGCGCUCCAAAAUUGCAGAUGCUCUGGAAACCAAGAAGUUUGCUCCAGGAGAGAUCAUCAUCAACGAAGGAGAUCCAGGCCAUGCAUUCUUUCUGCUCGAAAGUGGCGAGGCGGAUGCAUACAUUGGUCAGCCUGAUAACAAGGUCCGCCAUUACCAGAAGGGCGACUACUUUGGCGAGCUUGCCUUGCUCAACGACGCCCCGCGAGCAGCUAGUAUCGUUGCUACGUCAGCAGUCAAGGUUGGAAGUUUGGGAAAGAACGCUUUCCAACGUCUGCUAGGCCCUGUUGAAGGUAUUCUACGACGGACCAAGUACCAAGGCGUUGCAACUGGUGUCGAGGAGAUGGAUCCACUUCACACCAGCUAG